This is a messenger RNA of Didymodactylos carnosus, 204 nucleotides long. The record is from the annotation of a GenBank genome assembly. NCBI's taxonomy places the organism in Eukaryota, Metazoa, Rotifera, Eurotatoria, Philodinida, Philodinidae.
AUGAAAACUCUAGUUGGCUUAGCUACUAUUGGACUGAUUUACAUUGAAGAUUCAAAUCUACCGCCAGAUGAAUUUAAGAACAAAGAUGAAGAGAUAUCAUGUGGUAUAAUUGAGCGGCAAUCCGAAAAUGAAAGCGAUGAUGAUCAUGUUGAGAACUUUUCAGAAUUACCUUAUCGUUAUUUUGCACAAGUUUUGCACAAGUGA